CGCGCGAGCAUCGAGAAUUGUUUAGCUAAACGGCCCUAAACCGUUUCCCAUUCAUUCUCUAUGGUAGUGCUAAACCACUAUGGAUGCAAUAUACUUUUGGCCACUACGACUUAGUGGCGCUGUCCCGAGUUUUCUUUUUUUAGAAAUCGCUCAGACUCUAAAGCUGGCUGUCAUUCCAAGCGGACUUCGGUGGAUACAAGACGCUAUCUACUCUCUUCGAAUUCUCAUCAGGCAGUAUUAAAUAAUCAAAGGCAAAGAUGGACAGGAAACUGUUGUUCUUCCCGGGGAAAGUCUGUGUUGUGUUCCGCAAGGGACCACUCGGAUUUCUCCUCCAGGAGCCGUCAAAGGAAGCCAGACGAAUUAAGGAGGACGCCACUCUGCAGGACAAGUCUGCGCCCAUACGGGCUGACCUUGUUCAUCAGAAUGCUCUGGCUGUGGUCCGUCAGAGAGGAGGGGACGCCUCCGACCGUACAGAGGUGCUGGGAGACUACAUCCUGCAGUUUGGGAAGUAUAAAGGGAAAUCUUUCAGGUGGCUUUUGCAGAACGACAUAGGGUACACAAUGUAUCUUAUUAGGAACUUGCAAAAGGAGGAAGCAUCAGGUGUCAGUGUGACUGCAGGACAUAGCAAGGACAGCCUGCAAUCCUUUGUCCAUUAUUCCCUCAGUUUAGCUGAGAUCCAGUCUCUCCAAACCUAUGAGGCAAGUGGAGGGGGUGAUAUGGCAGCCUCAUUGGAAGAUGACCAGCUAGUUGGCUUUGGCACUCGUGCUAAGAGCACCUGGAAGGAGAUUUGGGACAGCAGAGCUGAUGGCUAUGCAACCUUCGUUUUGGGGAAGAGCUGUUGCCCAGGAACACGCAUGUUCAAGCUGCAGCUGUACCUACAGAAGAGGCAGCAAUCCGCCUCAGCUUCCCCACCCGUCGAACGUCCCUCAAGAGUCCCCAAACCUCUGGUGAUGGACGAGGAUGAAGAGCUUGAGAGUGCAAUGAUAAGCAUGAAAUCCUCUGAACUACAAGUGCAGACCUACGCUGUGUCAGCAGCACCCAUACCAGCAGCUGCCAUACCAGGAGUGUCCCCAGGAGCAAAGAAAGUUCCAUCUGCAAUGCUGUCCAAACCUCGGCCGAACACUACUCCUGAACUGCAGGCAUCACAGGUUGAAGCCUCAUCAGGUGUGAAAAGGAAGACACCUGUGCCCCUUCCACCAGAGCUGGCAUUCCUAGUGAAGGAGACUGCUGGUGCCACAAAACCGUUGAGUUCUGAGUCAACUCCAGAACCCAGACCAAGUGCUGCUUGCACCGCUUCACAAAAUGAAGUCAGACUUGAGGACAGUGCUGAAGAUGUUCCCUCAGCUCACCCCCCUGUUCCUGUUCCUGUUCCUGUUCCUGUUCCUGUGUCUGUGCCUGUGCCUGUGCAUGACCAUGACCAUGACCAUGACAUGAGCAGCUGGAGCUGUUCUCAUCACCAGAAGCUCUGGAUGAGGACAGAGCUUCAGGAUCUCGGGCUGUGGCCUGGGUCUUGUCCAGUGCGUAAUCCGGGGAACACAAUUUCAUUGUGGCGUCUUCCUCCACAACCUGAGCUCAUAGAUUCCGUGGCUGAGCUCCCAUCCCCCAACUUCUUUCAGCUCCACCCAUUUUUUAUUUGGAAACCUGAGAGUGCAAUCAUGGUCAGAUUGAGGAACAAUUACAUCCUGCCCUGUCUCCAUGGCUGUCCUCAUCCACAGGUGGUCUCUGCAGGGGUGGGCAGGCCUCGGGUGAUUGUUGGCACCAGCGGCCAAUAUUACAUCCUCUCCUCACGACUCUGCUGCAAGGACUGUCGAAAGACCUGGUUUGCCGACAGUCCGCGAUGGCUUGAGAAACUCCCCAAGCGCUUCACCAACCUUUUGCCUGCAUUCCUGACUUACAAGAAGGCCAUCUGUAAGUCUGUUAUGGAUGAGCUGAGGCGCUCUGGCAAGUCACCAACAGAUAUGGCCAACCAGGUGAAUGAGCUCAUGCACCUCAAGUAUGAGCGAGCUCACCUGGCAUACCUUCAAGCCAUAGAGAGUGUCAGAGAUGCUGAGGCUGGAGUGUAUGGCCAGAGGAGCAUCGGGCAGUUUCUGAGAAAAGAAAACCAGCCACGCGCUUUUGGGUCAUAUGACAAGCAAGAUGGCUGGGGUGGAGUCUCUGUGUCCGGUUUCUACCUGACUGACUGCCUGCUGGAGGAGUUCAAACGUCAAGAGCCAGCUAUGUCCAGGCUCCUCCAGGGAACAUUUGGGCAUGUUUUCCGGUCCGACCACACCAGAAAAGUGGCAAGGAAGGUGACCUUAGCCUCUGGGGUCAUGUCCAGUUAUGCUGUGAUGAAUGAGCACUGGCUCAUCGCAUCCUGGGUGAUGGUUCAGUCUGAGACUGAGAGGUCCUUGGAGCCAAUGUACCAGGGGAUGGCCAAGAGGUACAGCAAUGCUGGAGUGGAAAAGGCAGGCUACCACUGGAUGGACAGGGAUUGCUGUGCUGCCUUUAAAAUCCCAGACAGCAUCCUUGGAGAACAUCUGAACUGGGAUGCCUGGAAGACUACCCCGUCCAUUGUUGCUGGAGCGACCUCUGGAAGACAGUUGAACACCUGUGCCUCAAGAUCGCAUUAUAAUGAGAACAUUGUUGUGAAACUGGACUUGUUUCACUGUCUGAGGCGCUUUUCACGGGAGUGCACCUCUGAGCAUCACCCUCUGUACAGCACUUUCUGUAAGCUCCUCUCUGCUGCCUUCUCUGUUGUGGAUCAGGAAGACCUGAAGAGGCUCCAGGAUGCUUAUAGGUUCUGUGGUAUUCAUCCAGCCAAUCCCACCAAACAGCACAUACGGGAGCACUGCAGGAUUAAAAUACCCCAUCCAACAGAGCUGCUGGACAGAGUGGAGAGAGUCCUGAGUCACUUUCACCUGGCGACGGACCCUAACAAUGUCCCACUCUUUAAGCCAUCCAUGCUGAAGAGAUGGCGAAUUCAGAGAGUGCACAUUCUCCGUGGGUGCCUCAGUGACCCUGAACUCUCCGAGGGCAUAAUGUACAGGUACCGAGGAACUCUGCAGUUGAACCACGUACCUGGUGAAGGUGCCAAAGUCCCGAUUUGGAUCCCUGUCAGAGGUACAUCACAGCAGGAGGGAUACCAUUUCCACCAGGCUCACUGGGUCACUGGCACUCAUGUCUCCCCUGAAUUGUUCCAGGCCCAGGGUAUGACAGGGGUAGCACGAUGGAACUACCAGCGGCUGGUGGACCUUAAACAGCCAGGUGUCAUCCUCCCUGCUGUCUUUGACCCAGCUUUAAUGUGCGAGUUAAACGCUGCUUCCAUGAGAGUGACAGGGCAGGAGAAGUAUGCUGCAUUUCUCCUCUCCGACAGGGACACUGGAGAGAGGUUUGGCCUUCAGUACAGAGAGCCAGGCUGCCGUCCAGUCCCACUGGACUGGGACAAACACAGGACUCUGAAGAGAGAUGAGCCUGCCGCUCUUAUGCCUCCGCCCCCCCGGCAGACACCUGCUGCUCCUGCUGAAGAUAAAGCUCCAGACGUGGCACCCUCCUCCAGUUUGACACUGCCCUCUGGCGUGCCAUCCCCUGGACCAGCACCAUCCAUCGGCCAUCCACUCUCUGCUGGUGCGCUGCUAAAGCAGGAGAUGCCACCAGAAGAAGUCCUGGAUCCUUCAGCAGCAACGGAAAUCUCACAUGCCCUGCCGCUGCCUUUGAGUUCCUCACCAAGGAGUGCCCGCACUGGACCCAUAAAAACUGGCGGAAGAGUUUUUGUGUUGGACCACACACGCUGGACAGCACCCAUGAAAGCUGCUAUUGACAGUUUGCUGCAGAAGCACCAUGGAGAGAAGGACCGCCUGAAGCUUGUGGAUCAAGAAUACGCUGACAUGUUCCAUCAGUCAGCCACAGAUCCAAACAGCUUGCUCCACCCCACAACCAGGCUGCACAUAUCUCACUAUGUGAAGCACCUGGCAAAACUCCUGAACACCAGUUCCUCCUUGAACACAAGUCAGGAAAAACUUCUGGACACUCAGCAGCUGUGGCACUCUUUAACAGAGGGGAGUGACACUACUUGUGUUCCUGUGGUCACCUUGGAGGCAGCUGUUGUCAAGCCCCCUACACCUGCCCUGUCCACACCUCUAACCCAAGACUCCCUUGAGAAAAUUGUGGAGGGCAUCUUGGAAAAGCAGCAGCAGCAGCAACAACAGCCCCAGCCAGAGCAGAAGAGAAAGCAGACAAAGACGUGUCUUGCCUGUGGACAGCCCAAGUCUCGAUAUGGGACGGAUGGAUCCUCCAUCCACUUUUUUUACCAACAGGGGCCUGUGCGCUAUUUCUACUGCUCUAAGAAGGUGCAUCAGAGUUAUGCUGCUGAGGGACUUUCUGAUGCCAAGAUGCCCUUUGAGCAGUUUGUCCACACAGAUUUCUUCCAGAGGGAGUUGGAGGAAACCAAAAAACGUGUGGAAGAGAAGGUGGAAAAAAAAAGGAAGCGACCAGACACCCAUCCAGCCGGCCGCCUCUGUAGGUUCUGUCACCUGGAACUGAAACAGGGGCCGAACAGCCCACACAUCCAUUCGGGCUUCCCAGGAGUGGCAGGAAAAUAUAUUUACUGCCCCUCUAAAGUGUACUCUUUGUACCGCAAUGAGGGAAUGGCCAGAGAGAUGAGCUGGAAAGAGUUUUGUGCGUCUCCUUUCUAUGAGGCCGAGCGACAAAGAUUGGUGGAGGAAAGAAAAAAGCAUUAA
Messenger RNA from Notolabrus celidotus (New Zealand spotty), 4715 nucleotides. RefSeq lists its product as uncharacterized. Bases 258 to 4715 code for a protein of 1485 amino acids. The record is from RefSeq and is a predicted model, not a curated record. The transcript is spliced from 10 exons. NCBI's taxonomy places the organism in Eukaryota, Metazoa, Chordata, Actinopteri, Labriformes, Labridae.